AAUUUUGCCGCAUAUUUGGCGCAUUGCGCUUGCGUAGAUUUUUUCGAGUCAUGACGACAUCUCUAUCGAUAUAUCAAUGAGGUAAUCGAUUUUUGCAAUAAACUGUGUUCGAUUGUUUACUGUGUGAUGAAUAUCUGCAGAGAGUGGUUGGUUGUUUCGUGUUUUCUUUUUGGAGGAUUAUAAAAUACAUCCGGUUCGAAAAUGUGGCUGAUUGAAAAAUAAAGUGAACUAUAUUAGAACGGAUAAAAGUUUGAUAAAAAUGGGUAAACCAAAUGGACCUUGUUGGUGGUGUUUGAAAGCCCUCAAAUGGAUACCCGUUAUCUUUAUCAUGACCAUCGUCUUCUGGUCUUAUUACGCUUAUGUGGUGGAACUCUGUUAUUAUACUAUAAAAAGUUAUGUUCAAAAAGCAUUCUAUCUGUUCUUCUUCCACAUCUUGUUUCUAUUAUUCCUCUGGUCAUACUGGCAAACAGUCUUUACGGAACUUGGAAGGGUGCCGGAAAAGUUUAAAAUACCCCCUGUUGAAAUGGAAAAACUUCAACAAGCCGAAAGUGAGGAAGCUCAAAGGCAAAUAUUGGAACAGUUUGCCCAAGAUCUUCCUAUUACUAAUCGCACAAUUAAAGGAGCAAUCCGCUUCUGUGAGAAGUGUCAAUUAAUAAAACCAGACCGGGCUCACCAUUGCAGCGUGUGUGGAACAUGUGUCCUAAAAAUGGACCAUCACUGUCCGUGGGUGAACAACUGCGUGGGCUUCCAUAAUUACAAGUGUUUCAUGUUGUUCCUGGCUUACGCUCUUCUUUACUGCAUGUUUAUCGCUGGCACUUCUUUGGAAUUUUUCAUCCGAGUUUGGAAGGGCGAGUUGGAUGGAAUGGAAAGGUUUCAUCUUCUCUUCUUAUUCUUUGUUGCCCUGAUGUUUGCAGUUAGCCUCAACUCUCUUUUCUUCUAUCACUGCUAUCUCAUCCUUCACAACAGGUCAACAUUGGAAGCGUUCAGGCCACCGAUGUUCAGAACUGGAAAGGACAAAGAUGGAUUCAGUCUUGGAAAAUACAAUAAUUUCCAGGAAGUUUUCGGUGAUAAUUCACGUCUCUGGUUCUUCCCCGUUUUUACUAGUCUUGGGGAUGGAAAUGUCUACCCUGUACGAUCGCCGCAUCAGGGUGGUUCUAACACUUACAACUCCAUGGGCAGUACUCAGAACAGCUUUGGAGAUGGGAUUACUUUUCCUGAGCGGCUAUGCGAUGAAGAUACCCACACUUUGCUUGGCGAACCACAACGGUGGGGAGAUGAGGCUGAGCUCGACUCCCCACCACAUUCUGGCGCUUGUUCAGGUACAACUUUGAUGAAAUGAGUUUGGUAGAAGAAGCCACUAUUCUGGCCCUUGGCACUGGCACUGCUGUCGUAGGGAAUCCAGGGAGCGAUGUGAGUGAACCGCUUGUGGAUGCUGAAAAAGCUGUUUGACAACGGCUCAUGCAAUACCUCAUAAACCCUUUCAAAAUAAAUGAGGAGAGCCGAAUCUGCGUUAACGUAGUUAAUUACCAACAUUUGAGAAGUUCGGUGGCAUCGAACUAUGCACAGUUAAAAUAACUCGUAUUGUUAUGUACAACGUUUAUCGCUUUUGAACAAACAUAUAGAGUUAUUAUUUAUAGAGGACCGGACUCAAUUUGCUUAUUUUUAUGACUGUAGUUAUUUCGAGUUUUACUUCUGAGGAAAUUUAUUUUCAAUUUAUAAAAUCAGCUCUGCUCUUGAUUUGAUCAAUUAAUCAUGUUAUUAGAGCAUUGGUACUUUUGACUAUACACACAUAGCCGAUACUUUUACUGAAAUUAACGAAAGACUUUUCGUUCACAACUAUUUUGGAAUACCCGUUUGAUGCCGGCUCAAUAUUUAUACUAACAAUAAGUUUAGUUUCGAUCAACUCGUAUCUAUCCUCAUCAAAAGUAUUGAUUAGCUAUAGGUCAAAAUAUUAUAUCGGCCGAGAUUUCAGUUCUGAGUCAAAGAAAGUAUACAGAUACGAUGUCAUUCAGACUUCUUCGUCUCUUUCAAGCUCUUGAACAUCAUAACAGCUAUUCAGUUUGUAAAUUUAAGAAAAAUCACCGAAUACCUAUUUUUAUGAAUCACUCACAUAUUGUGAAUAUAUAUUACGUUUCUUUUUGUUUUUCAAUUUCAUAGCCGUAAAGGCUUUCAAGUGUUAUCGUCUGAUUUACUUUUUAUACAUAUAAAAGAGUAUAGAUAACGUAUUCUGGGUGUCAAAUGACGAUGAAAGAUGUAAGAAGAUUAUGAAAGUAUUUGAAUCUUUAUUAAUGAGCUGUAAAUUAUUGCUUGAAUAUUAUCAUUAGAUUAUUUGCUUCCUGUGCAGAGGUAUUUUUGAUUAGCCAAUAUUAAUUUCAUUUGUUAAACAUCACAGGACAAGCUGCUGCUUAUCAUUUUUUACGAUUACAAUAAUUACUAUUCAUUAAUGGUGCAAUGGCCACUUGAUAUGCUAGAUAGAUGUUCUACAUAUGGAGAUAAGUUUGUUACAAAAGGUGUACGAAUUAUGAAAAUGAAAAACAAUCAUCGAGUACACUGUAAACAGUUAUCGUUACAGAAUUAAACUAUGUAUUUGGUCACAUCGUAAUUGUAGCAUUGAACAAACAUAUUGACAAUAUAAUUAUGCAAUAAGAAAAUGUUUGAAAGCACACUUAGAUAGCUAUUUUAUUCAUUGUGAGGAAAUUGUGCUUUUAUUGUGUGACAAAGUAUUGUUACUCUAUUCUAAAUUUUUUCUUUAUAGGCAGCACGAAUAUGCUAUAAAGUGUGCGAUUGUUGGUUCAAAAUUUUCACAAUAAGAUUCCUUGCUUUAUUUACUAUAUGAGAUUACUGUUUAUUUUUUAAAAACGUCUUAGCACUCGACAUUAAUUAUUAACGUUAUUGCUUUGCAAGAGAUGCCAUCACGCUUCUACACAUGCAGUAACACAUAUGUAUGCAGAAAAUAUCCUAUGUUUCUGCGAUACCUUAUGUCAUUCAUUAUUGCAUUUUAUUUUUUUUAACUAAAAUCACAUUUUUUAUGUAAAACAAUCGCUUUUGUUAUUCUAUAUCAUAUAAAUUCUGCCUCUGAAUCUUGUAGGUAUUAAAGAAUUGGGGAAUGGAUUAGCAACGUCCCGAUACGUUCGAGUUUAUCAAGAGAGCAUAAUAAUCGAUCCCAAGCCAAUGAAAUUAAUUUGUAUUGAUACGCGUGUUACCUGAUCUGCGCACAAUUUGAUGUAUGUACAUAAGAUUUCGUACGUGGGAAAUAUUCUCCAAAUACAAUACGUACUUAAAUAUUCCCAUUGGUGGUGGUAACGAAUGGUUGAAUGGUAUGUAUAAUGUAAGGACAAUACUUAGCAUAAGCAUAUGCAAAUUAUUGAGCGAGUUGCAUACUGAAAUUUUUUUUUUUUUUCUGACUGAAUUUUCUUUUUUGGUAAAGUCACUCUUAAUACUGUGCAAUAAAUCACUGACUGCUCGUGUGAACUCGGGACUGUGUUAAAUUAUAGUAUAACUUUACUCACUUUUAUAACUUUGUACAUUACAAAAACUACACCUGCUGCAGCUUUAGCCCUUAUAGAUCUCAGUUUAUACGAUGAGUUUCUUUUGCUAGGCUACUGAAGUUCAUUUAAUUCUAAUUUCACCAGCUAUACAUUUUAUUUGGGGCUAAUAUCUGCAAUAUUGGCAAUAAUCUUAUUAGUGUUUUAAGUUAUCCGAGUCUUUUUCACUUGUGGACUCAAUAAUCAAUCAAAUAUCUAUCAUGUGGUGAAUUUCCACACUCGACUAUUAUUGAUCUAAGAAAAUAAGUAACCACUAGAAACGAAAAGUAAAUAAUCGAGUAUUUAGACAAACUAUUCUAAAAUUUGAAGAUAAUCUACCAAGGAGUCAGAUACUGCUCACACCCUAUUUUACGAUAAUAUUUCUUGAUAGAGUGCUUCAAAAAUAUUUGAGGCUUCUAGGCGCUGAUACGUCCUUGUCCUCAAUUAAACUGUAACUUGGACUUUUCAUAUCUGAAGUAUUUUCAUUCAGCUGGUACCAGGCGUUGAAAUGCACCACUCGACGAGUACCAAACAUAAGUACCUGCCAGUGCUGAUUUUUUAUCGUAGAAAUUUUUUUGUGAUGGAUAGUCAGUCAAUAUGGUGUAAUGUUUUUAUAACGUCAACCAAAUUAUCAUCCGAAGGGUUCAGAAAUCAUUUUUUAGACUUAUGUCAAAAAAUCUUAACCAGAGACCUAAUUUCCACCUAAUAAUGGAGCUGAAUACAGCAUAAUUUUUGUAAGCUCCGCACAGUAUAUGUCUAUAAUGCAGCAGCAAUAGAAUUUUAUAUAUAAUUUUAUGUAUUGUAAAUAAUAUAUAUUGUGUCUAUAUUGCUAUACCUAAUCAGAAAUACAAUAAUAAUAUUGUAUGGUAAUAAACAUGCGCGUGUUUCGUUUUUC
Molecule: messenger RNA, 4419 nt
Organism: Athalia rosae (coleseed sawfly)
Lineage: Eukaryota; Metazoa; Arthropoda; Insecta; Hymenoptera; Athaliidae
Product: palmitoyltransferase ZDHHC2
Exons: 11
Coding region: 260-1339 (359 amino acids)
Biological process (GO): peptidyl-L-cysteine S-palmitoylation; protein targeting to membrane; synaptic vesicle maturation
Cellular component (GO): Golgi apparatus; endoplasmic reticulum
Molecular function (GO): protein-cysteine S-palmitoyltransferase activity
Source: RefSeq, a predicted model, not a curated record